AUGGUUCUAAUUCAUUACAAAAAAACAGAGUUGAAUCAAUUCUUAUAUGAAUGUAAUGGCAAUACUCCAAAUGAUUAAGUCAUAAAAGAUCUUGUAGAGAGUAAUAAACUAUUAAUAUCAUCUUAGUAAAUAACAUGAGAAUCAUCCUGGAUCGUUUAGCAUGUGCAAUGGAGGAUUUAGCUACUAAUGGUAAUAUAUUUAUACUAUUCAUUAUAUAGGACCUUUAAAACCUGAAGACACUAGAGGACUAUCUGAAUAAUCAUUAAUUGAUGCUGCAAUUGAAACUAUGGCACCUGAAAAAAAACCUUGGGCAGUUACUCCUUAAUAAUUAUUACCUGGUCAAAGAUUGAAUCCUGAUAAAACUUCAUAUCGUACUGGAGUAAUUCAGACAGAAGAAUUAUCAUAAAUGGUCAUUGAGAAUUGUAAUAAAGUCAAACAAGCAAUUUCAAAAAAUUUAGUUGAUUUAAAAUAAUGUCUAACUACAAAGAUAGUAUAGGAACAAUUAGAUUUGUUAAGAGGUUGUAUGAUGAUAUGUUAUCCUGGAUAUCAUGGAUUACCACCUUGGGAACCAGCUAGAGAAAUCUUGGAGGGUUAAUAUGAUACUUAAGCUACAUUUACAGAAUAGUAUGAUUUCUUAGAUGAAAAAAAUACAUCCUUAUGGUGGGCAGGCAAAGAAUUAUUAAGAGGUAAAUUGUUGUAAGAUUUCAUUGGAAAAAAUGAUAAGACAAAAAUUGUAAUAAUAAAAUUUUAUAUUUUAGAUUGUAAGAUUAUAAAAGACUGGUGGUGGAGCUCCUGUUAGAGAACCUGCUGUUGAUGCUGAAACAUAAAAGAAAAUGAUGGCAUUCUAUUAUAAAAAAUAAUAAGAAUAAAAAGUAUUAUUUUAUUUUAAUAAAUUUAUAGGAAUUAGAAGCUGAAAAUGAAGAUUAAUAUUUAAACUCUUAAUGGGCUAAUCCAAAAUAAUUGAAAUAAUAGUUGAUGGGAGCUAGUGAUUAAAUUUCAUGGAAACCUAAAUGA
This is a messenger RNA of Paramecium pentaurelia, 1014 nucleotides long. NCBI's taxonomy places the organism in Eukaryota, Ciliophora, Oligohymenophorea, Peniculida, Parameciidae. The record is from the annotation of a GenBank genome assembly.